Triticum aestivum (bread wheat) is the source of this 2128-nucleotide messenger RNA. RefSeq lists its product as uncharacterized. The record is from RefSeq and is a predicted model, not a curated record. The coding region runs from base 1146 to 1631 and encodes 161 amino acids. NCBI's taxonomy places the organism in Eukaryota, Viridiplantae, Streptophyta, Magnoliopsida, Poales, Poaceae. The transcript is spliced from 6 exons.
AGUAAACCUCUCUAUAUAAAGAGAGGAGAUGUAUCAAUCUAAUCAAGCAAGAAUUAAGAAGGAAAUCCCUUCCCUCUUGCCCGGCCGUGGGCAAAAAGGCCCCCGGCCGGCCCUCUCGCGCCCUCCUUCUAGCAGCCACAUGACAUUCAACCUACUGGCGCCACAACCAACUCAGUCGUAGUCACAAAAUAUGUGCCUGCAUCAGGUGCCGCUGGGCCUUCUGUUCUGGUGUCUUUCUCUAAGCGCUUUGCCAUGACCGAGGGAUCUGCAAUAAAACUGAUCCAUGUGGUGUUGUUAAUGAGGCACCAUCGUUUUUAAUUUGGUAGCUCAUUUGCUAGGCAUUAGAGAAAGAUGAAGUCAGAGAUUGGUGUUUUGAAAUUUGCCUCCAAAGAGUGGUUGCCAUAAAUGCCGCUGGCUAUAGAAAAUAACAUAGACAGUGGUAUUAAUACUAGUAGUAAUAAUGGUAGUAGUGGGUUGUUUUCAUCCCAUGUGAUGGUUGUUUGAUUUUGACUUUGCAUAUCAACAAGAUAAUAUUUCUCGUUACUGUGGAACGUAACUGAUCAUAUUGGUGUUAAAGUUAAGUUCACCAUGCUAAUGAAAAUUUGCCUGUUCCUUCAUAUCAUCAUUUCAUUGGCGCUAAGCUUGAUCUUUUCCUUUCAUUGUUACUAUCUGCCAGGUCAAGUGUUCCGUGUAACAUCAUAUGCCAGAUUCUGUUUCAGCAUAUUCUUCUGUAAUGAUUUUAUUGUGUUGAACCAUUUAUUCCGCAGAUGAUCAAUGUUUCAGUUCUGGAUCAUUCAAAUAUUCUGUUACAAUCAGUUCUUAAUUUCUUGUGGAAUUAACUUUGCACAUCUGACCUUUUGCUCGUAGAGAGAUUAGAUUAUAAUAUGAAUCUGUUAUGUCCUAAGAAUCUGUGUUGUUGUUCCAAUUCUUUCGCCGUUCAAAUAUCUUUUUUACAGCACAAAGAUUCUCUUAUGAAAAGAUUGCAUGGUGUUUGAAGAUAUUAUGCAUACUGCAAAGCCCUUCUGCAACUUGAUUUUAUCAAGUGGAAUAGUAAUCCUGAAGAAGUUUUAAAACGGAUCAAAGAGUCAACUAGAUGGUCUGAUGUGCUGAAUGAUUAUGAGCUACAACGUGGUCUAGAGGGUCAUAUGAAAUUUUUAAGGAUGCAUGUGAGUAAAUUGGACAUAACUUCCACAAGCAGCAGCAUGACUGAGUUUGAUAAGGUAGCUUUGGAGGAGGACAUCAACUCUCGUAUGAGUUCAGAAUUAGAGAAGCAUCUACAAUUCCCUGACCAGUUGCUCAUGCGAGAAUAUUUCAAUCGUGUGAAAAUAAGGAACCUUGCCAGGGAGUGUUGUAUUCAAGCAAAAAAGACUGGAGUCAUUCUUGUCGAAGAGUUUCUACCCGUACGAAAUUUGGAAGAACAGAUGUUACCCAAAAGUUGGCCCCAGAAUUUUGGACAACAGCUGUUACCCAGAAAUUUGCCCCAGAUGAAAAAGAGAGUUAAGCAGUCACUUGACUCAACCAGGGCUUACCUGCAUCGACAGGGCGCUACUCGUGCUAGCGGUUUGAAGUAUGUGGUUGGUGCAGUUUCUCUUGCUUGUAUCAUCAUGGCUGGCCAACGCGAGAGUAAGUAAGACUGUCAACUGCAUCCAUGGUUGGCCUUUGCCCCCCAAAAAAAAAGGUUGGCCUUUGGAUAGACAGUAAUUUGUGUAUAAAUAAUGUUGUACUCGUGUUUGAAGCAUGUUUGUCUUACUAUGCAUUACAGAUGAUAUUUAACAUGUGGUAUUUGUUCAUCUGUUGAGCCGUUUGCUUCAGGAUAAGUUCCAUUGACCUCUAUCUUGAUGGUGUCAGCGCGAAUGGGCGGAGCCCCGACCAUAGUUGAAAUAGGUGUCCGUCUCUAGCUCCUGAACCAGUCUCAUUGAUGCCCAACGUGAUGGAGCCGGACCGGAGACACCUGUAUUUUUAUUUUGUCAAAAAACUGAGUCUAUUAUCCAGAAGGCUAAGCUCAGGCCCUUCUCUAGCAUGGUUAGGAAAUAAACCUUUUUUUUUUGUUUUUUAGUAAACAGAUUUGGUGCUUAUUGUAAGAGAAAAUUAAACUGUAAGCAUAUUUUGGGGAAAUGAGGUUUAGCCA